Zeugodacus cucurbitae (melon fly) is the source of this 1012-nucleotide messenger RNA. RefSeq lists its product as uncharacterized. The transcript has 3 exons. The record is from RefSeq and is a predicted model, not a curated record. The coding region runs from base 69 to 956 and encodes 295 amino acids. NCBI's taxonomy places the organism in Eukaryota, Metazoa, Arthropoda, Insecta, Diptera, Tephritidae.
GCAGCUGUACAGAAAUCAGUCGAUCGAUUGCUAACUUACCGUCUUAAAGGUUUAACAAUCAGUCAAUAAUGAAAUAUUUCUUGGUUUUGGCUUUCGCAGCCGUCGCCUUUGCGGCCACAAUAAAAAGUCCUGAUUUCAGGCCAUCGCCCAUCGAUGCAGACAGUGAAAUUGAGGUGAUCUACGAGAAUGAGGAUGGUACACAAGAAAUUGCUCCUUCGUUCAUCUUGUCAUGGCAAGCACGUCGCAUGAUUCGCAGACUGCAGAAAGAGAUGCCUUGCGGCUUCCCACAAUACGGCAUUCCCCCACUAGCGCCAUUGAAGAAGAGCGAAGUUGAUGUACAUCUCGAACGUGGAAUCGUGGAAACCUUUGAUCAGCUCACCCGUUUCCGUCUGGAUGGCUUGGAUGAUUUCAAAAUCAACAGAUUCAAGUUGAAUAUAAUUUUGUCCAAGGUCACUUUCGACUUCACCUUCAGAAACAUUCGUGCUUCUGCGCCUCACUACGACACCAACACGAUUUUGGAUGCUUUGCGUCAAUUGGGUCUCUCCGUGCAAUACGAAGGUGACGGUACACUGGACUUUGGUUUGAAAAAUUUGCGCGUUGCUGGCACUUUGAAAUACAAGAUUCCCAUUUUGUGGGGAUCCAUCAAAAUUACCUCGCUAAAGACUACCAUCUCUUUGGAGAGCUGCAAUUCCGAAAUCACUGGUAUCUUUGGUGAAGGCAAAUUGAACAGGCUGCUUAAUGACAAACUCGCUGGUUUCAUCGAAUCCGGCAUUAACGACAACCAACAAUUGAUCUCGGAGACCAUUGAAAACACUGUGGUGCCACGUGUGAACAAAAUGCUUAAGGGCAACGAUUUCUGGACUCUCAUCGAUUUAAUUUUGUCCGGCGACGAUGGUGCCAGUGAAGAUGAUCCCAUUGUGACCAAAUGUGUGCCACCAGCAGAUCCCUGGGCUUAAAUAUGUUUUAAUGAGUUUCAAUAAAUGAUAAAAUUGUGUGAAUAAUAGAAAUAGAA